AAAAUUUUUCUGAUAGUAAAUUUUAAAAAAUAUGUAGAUUAAAAAAAUUAACUACAACGAAGAACUAUAAUGAAGACUGCUGUUGUUAAUGUAUUGAACGGAGAAGCGUCAGUUGAUCCUCUUUUAGUUAAAUUUACUAAUGGCGAUGUAAACAAAGAAUGUAAUGAUCAAUUGAAGUUGACGCUUUAUAAGAGUUCAGACACUCAGGAUGAAAGAAAAAAGCAUAGGAAGAUUUUGGUUGCAGAGAGCAGUAAAAUGAAAUAUUCUGGAAGUAAUUUUGGUAUGGCUGCAAAAUCAAAUACCAUGUGCAGGUACUUGGUUGGAGUUUUCAAUAAGAAAAGUUCUACAUUGGAUGUGUAUAAUUCAACAAUGGUGACUUUACAACCUAAAAUUUACACUGAUGAAAAAGAUGAACCUGAAAUGCAAUCUAACAUUUCAUAUAUGGAAAAGAAUAAUCUACUAGUGGAGGCAUUUGGGAGUAAAAAAAAGAAAAAAGCAAUGAUGUCAAGAAUAAGAAAUAAGAUUGACUCUGAUGAUCUUGAAAAAUCUGUUUCUAAAGUCUUUAAUCACAUGAAGAAUGUGGAGGAACAUGAAGAAGCGAAGCCUUCUUUACAAACUAUUGAAUAUGACAUAUUACCUCAAUUCAACAAAGAUGCUAAAAGUCCAGCUAUGAUUUAUCCAUUAUCUAGUUUAUUAAGUAAUGAAGAUUUAGAUGCUUUAAAAUUGCCUGUCAUGGAGAUUCUAACUAAUCUCAAAUCAGAGAAGGAUGUUUGGCACAAAGAAAAUAAAUUUCCAGAGUAUGUAUUUUCGCACUUUGAUGUCUUACCAUUUAAUGAAGAGGAACGAAUAUUAAAAACAUCGUUUUUGCUGUAUUUUUCUUAUCUGUUACGAUGUUAUCAUCUCAACUACAAAUCAUUAAGAGUUAAAGAUCCCUUACCAGAUUUACCGACGAGAAUAAAGAGUAAAAUAUUCUCGUUAUUUUCUCUUCAGCAGAAGAACGUUAGAUGUAUUCCGAAACGAUUGAAAGAUAAAUUAGUGUGUUAUAUAGUCGUGAUGUCCUUGAUCAUUGAUGGAAAUACAAUUGACUGUUUGUUGAUUCGUAAGGAUUUAAAAAUGUCGUUACAGAAAUUUAUGAACUUUGCAAAGUUUGUUGGAUGCACAAUUGAAUCUAACACAAGGUCAAGAAAACGCAAGGCAGGCGAUGAUAAUCCAGCUGAAUAUAAACGAGCCAUUCUUAAAGUUCCUUUGCCAAAAAACUUUCCUCAUCACAUGCCAUUGGCAACUGGUCGUAAAAAGUAAACAUUGGUAAUUAGAAAAUAUCGUGUAAGUGAAUAGUUCACUUUAUGUAGCCACCACGUUUGCAGUUAUAACAUGUGAGAAAUUACAUGAUCUAACUGUGGAAGUUAUACUAAGCUUAUACGCAAUGAACUCUUUUCGUAUUUGGAGAGCGCGUGUGAUAAACUAAAUUAAGUUUGCAGUGAAUGUGAAUACGGUUUAUUCUUUUUAAUUCAUUGUUGGUGAAUCAA
Molecule: messenger RNA, 1526 nt
Organism: Xenia sp. Carnegie-2017
Lineage: Eukaryota; Metazoa; Cnidaria; Anthozoa; Malacalcyonacea; Xeniidae
Product: DNA-directed RNA polymerase I subunit RPA49-like
Exons: 11
Coding region: 70-1299 (409 amino acids)
Biological process (GO): transcription elongation by RNA polymerase I; nucleolar large rRNA transcription by RNA polymerase I; RNA polymerase I preinitiation complex assembly
Cellular component (GO): RNA polymerase I complex
Molecular function (GO): DNA binding
Source: RefSeq, a predicted model, not a curated record